Anguilla rostrata (American eel) is the source of this 2798-nucleotide messenger RNA. RefSeq names its product CKLF-like MARVEL transmembrane domain containing 3 (gene cmtm3). The coding region runs from base 1645 to 2304 and encodes 219 amino acids. The transcript has 5 exons. Lineage: Eukaryota; Metazoa; Chordata; Actinopteri; Anguilliformes; Anguillidae. The record is from RefSeq and is a predicted model, not a curated record. Gene Ontology annotation, cellular component: membrane.
UCAUGUCCUGCAAGUAGAUGGGGGCUGUCCUGUUGGCAGCAGUGUAGGCAAGGGUCAGGGCUUUGAACUGGAUCCUGGCAGCGACCGAUAGCCAGUGGAGUGAUCGCAGCAGAGGAGUGACGUGGGAGAAUUUGGGAAGGUUGUAGAUGAGUCGGGCAGCGGCAUUCUGAAUCAUCUGUAGUGGCUGUAUGGCACAAGCUGGCAGGCUUGCAAGGAGAGAGUUGCAGUAAUCAAGGCGAGAGGUCACCAUAGCCUGGACGAGCAGCUGGGCGGAGUGCGUCGUCAGGUAUGGUCGAAUCCUUCUGAUGUUGUACAGAAGGAAUCUGCAGGACCGUGAUGUUGCCUUGAUGUGCUCCUUGAGGUCCAGUUGGUCAUCCAGGACCACCCCCAAGCUCUUGGCAGAGUGAGAGGCAGUCACUGUGGUGCCAUCAACCGUGAUGAGAAUUUUCUCUUCAACGAAUGAAACUCAUGUUCAGUUGGAUUCAGAUCCGGUGUCUGACUUGACCAGUCAAGAAUAUUCCAGUUUUUAACUUUGAAAAACUCCUUUGUGGCUUUAGCAGUUUGUCUGGGUUCAUUGUCUUACUGUAGGUUGAAACACCAUCCAAUGAGUUUGUGAAUGUUUCUGAUCUGUCAAACAGACAUUUGGAGGUUUUUCUUCAUUAUGAUGAGAAUUCAUUGGUCAGCAACUGUAGAGGUCUUCCUUGGCCUACCAGGUCCUUUGUGAUUACACCAGUGUUCUCUUUUUUUUGUAGUGAUGUUCCAGACAGUUUAUUUUGGUAAGCCUAAGGUUUGACCUAUGUCUGUGACUGUUUUUCCUCAUUUCUCAGUCUCCAAACGGCUUCCUUGACUUUCACUGGCACAGCCCUGGUCCUCAUGUUGACAAAUGCCAACAACAGACUCCAAAGGCAACCAAAAGCCUAGAAUUGAAAACUAGUGCAGUAAUUUCUACGUGAUGAGACUACACAAAUAUACCCUUUAAUAAAAGCUAAGAAUAUGCAUUUUAUCAUGUGAAAUGUUUGACUACAAAUUAUGGAGUACAGGGUCAAAUAUAUAUAUAUAUAUAUACAUAGGAAGUGUGUAUAUAUAUAAUUGUCCUAAACAUUACGGAGGACACUGUACACGUUUGAAUGGAGUGCAGCUUUAAGGAGAGGAGAGAGCACGUGGGCAAAAUAUCAGCUUGAAGCUCUGAACAUUGAAGAUUUUUUCUGUUGAAAAAUAGUGUGUGCCAAUCCAUUCGCUACAACUUUUUACAAUAAAUACGCUAUUAUGAGUAAAGUCAUUAUAACUAAGUAUUGUUGGUGGCUUUCUAAAGAAAUACAACUUAAGACACACGUUAAUUACAUCGAAAUAGAAUAUUCUAACCAUCCUUUCAACUUUUAUAACGACUACCCUAGUAAAUCUGUUAUCGCUAAGCAGCAAAGCUUUGGGUUAAAUCUGCGUCGGCUACACCCCUCUAGUGGGGUCAAACUCAAGGAUUGUUGUAUGAAUUGUUAUGUUUUACCAACACGUCCAUAACUGGACAAAGUCGAAACAAAAAGAGGCUGAACGUCGUGCACGUACGUAUAAUUACACGCAAAGCCUCGAGGGUGUCUUAGGCUCCAUCCUCGCAACUAAGAUAACUGCCUCCAGAUUUUCAGCGUGCAGAUGCUGCAAAUUUUGUAUUCGUUUCCGCAGUGUCAUUAUUUCCGUUUCCACUCGGAGAAACGCGCUCUGGCUUUGUAUGGUGAUAUACGUAUCCAGCUGCUGUCAACUUCUGGAGUUUGUAAUCCGCUUUACCUACAUUUCGCCUUCGCCAUGGGGGACAUUGAGUCUCCCGACUCGACUCCAACGCGCCAGGCUGGAUUUUUCGCCCUUCUCCCAACCAAAGAGUUCGUCACUUCACGGAAAGGGCAACUUCUCAUUGCUGAAGUGGUCCUGUCCUUUAUCACCUUUGUGUGUUUCGUGGCGUCCACGGCAGCCUCCUUCAUCACAGCCCCCCUCAUCGAGUUCCUUUUGGCCUUCUUCCUCCUCUUCGCCUACUCCACCAAGAUCAACGAGCGCUUCAAGGGCUUCCACUGGCCCCUGAUGGAUUUUCUGCGCUGCGUCAGCGCUUCCAUCAUCUAUUUCAUCAUCUCCAUCAUCGCCGUCUCCAAAUACACAGACGGGGCGUCCAAAGCAGCGGGGGUGUUUGGGUUCAUUGCGACCAUUGUCUUCGCUUUGGAUUUUUACCUGAUCUUUAACGACCUCGCGAAUUUCCUCAAGCAAGGCGGGGACUCUGCUGACGGGCCACCAGCAGAUAAUGACUCCGAUUCAGACUCCGACUGAAACUCGGUUCUCAAGAGGACCCCGUGACCGUCCACAACCGUGCCCGACAAGACAACGCCAUUCCAGAAGAUGUGAGGUCAUCCAGGAAUCAGAAUUUUAUUGCAACUUGCAAUUAUUUAAAAAAAAGGUUUGAGCGUUCUGAUCCGGAGUCUUUGAGACUACGGCACAGGGUUUUGUAUUUUAGCCUACCUGGAAAAAAUGUGAUGGGUGAAGCUUCCGGAAAGUCCAUAUGUGAAACCCUCACGUGUUGCCAAAGAUUGUGUGAUUUGGACCACUCAUAAAGCUAUGCCUUGACUUUAUACAAAGUGAUUUAUAAACCUGUGUUACUAUCGUUAUGGCUAGGGGCAUUGAGUCGUUAAAAAAUGAAAUCCGACUUUUUGAAAACUAUAAUUAUAUAGUGUUUUUUUUUCUUCAGCAGUUCAGACAAAUGGCAAACCUGACAAAUCUGCAUUUCUGUGCCUUGUUUACUAUAAAGCAUCAUUUUGGAGCUGUUA